UCAGAGUGCUCCUUUACAUCAGUUGUCUCCAUCAGAGUGCCCCUUUACAUCAGGUAUUCUAAUAACAGUGCCACCUUAAAUCAGGUAUUCCUGUCAGAGUGCCCCCUUGCACUCAAAGUACCCCUUUCCAUCAUAUUGCCCCAUCAGAGUGCCCCUUUACAUCAUAUUUCCCAUCAGAGUGCCCCUUUCCAUCAAAUGUGCCAAUCAGACUGGCCCUUUCCAUCACAUGUGCCCAUCAGAGUGCCCCUUACCACAUGUUGUGCCCAUCAGAGUGUACCUUGACAUUAAAUGUACCCAUCAGAGUGCCCCUGUA
Messenger RNA from Staurois parvus, 313 nucleotides. The record is from the annotation of a GenBank genome assembly. NCBI's taxonomy places the organism in Eukaryota, Metazoa, Chordata, Amphibia, Anura, Ranidae.